Lampris incognitus (smalleye Pacific opah) is the source of this 1245-nucleotide messenger RNA. It is a transcript of the gene ppa1b, whose product is annotated as inorganic pyrophosphatase 1b. Lineage: Eukaryota; Metazoa; Chordata; Actinopteri; Lampriformes; Lampridae. Gene Ontology annotation, cellular component: cytoplasm. Bases 68 to 940 code for a protein of 290 amino acids. The transcript is spliced from 11 exons. Gene Ontology annotation, molecular function: magnesium ion binding; inorganic diphosphate phosphatase activity. The record is from RefSeq and is a predicted model, not a curated record. Gene Ontology annotation, biological process: phosphate-containing compound metabolic process.
CGCAGUACGGCGCCGUCAUCUGCCCCUCACAGAAACAGACCACACCAGAACGAACCUGCAACUAAACAUGAGCUUCACAGUCGAAGAGAGGGGGAGUCCUAAUACUCUCGGCUAUCGCUUGUUUUUAAAAAACGGCGAUGGAAAGUACAUCUCUCCAUUCCAUGACAUCCCAAUGUGUGCGGAUGAGGGCCAGAACAUCUUCCACAUGGUAGUUGAAGUACCACGAUGGACAAAUGCCAAGAUGGAGAUAGCUACAAAAGACCCAUUGAACCCAAUAAAGCAAGAUGUGAAGAAGGGCAAAUUGCGCUUUGUUGCCAAUGUUUUCCCACAUAAGGGUUACAUAUGGAACUAUGGAGCCAUACCUCAAACAUGGGAAGAUCCAGGGCACAAAGAUGGAGACACUGGAUGCUGCGGUGACAAUGACCCCAUUGAUGUUUGUGAAAUUGGCAGUAAGGUGUGUUCCCGUGGAGAGGUCAUCAAAGUAAAAGUACUUGGGGUUUUGGCCAUGAUCGACGAGGGCGAGACCGAUUGGAAAGUCAUUGCAAUCAACGUAGAGGACCCCGAAGCCAACGAUUUGAACAACAUUAGUGAUGUACAAAGGUUGAAACCUGGUUACUUGGAUGCUACAGUCGACUGGUUCAGGAAAUACAAAGUGCCAGAUGGGAAGCCAGAGAACCAGUUUGCCUUCAAUGGGGAGUUCAAAGACAAGGACUUUGCCAUUGAGACAAUCAAGAGCACUCACAGCUUCUGGAAAGCCCUUAUCUCCCAAAAGACCAAUGCUGGGGAACUGAAGUGCAAAAACACUUGCAUUUCAACAGGGGACAGUCCUUAUUGCUGCUCAGCAGAUGAGGCCAAAGCUGUUGUUAACGAGACAUGCCCUUGUGGAACACAAGAACCUGUCCCCUCAUCAGUCGACAAAUGGUUCUACUAUGAGAAGUAACCUAACCGCCAGCUAGAUUGGACCAGAGAACAUGCCUUGUCUGCAGAAGGCAUACAUGAAGAUAGUACACACGGUACCAACUUAGACUGGGUUGGGGAUGAGUAUUUCCCUGAUGACUGAAGAUACUGGAUAGAUAUUGUCAGUAGAGAAUUGAGUUAAUUUACUUAUCUAUUGGAAAUGUUUUCUUUAUUUAACAAAUAUCUCUUUGGAGAUGUGCUGUCAAAUGGUUAGCUCAGGUAGUUUUCAGAAUACUUCUUGUAUAUUGUAUGAGACUCUGAACUGCUUUAAUAAAGCUUCUCUGUGCA